AGACUGACUGACUGACUGACUAGAAGAGCAGCAAAUAAUCGUUGAGCAGUAAGUAAUGGUAGAUAGUAGUAGAAGUUCUUCAGGGUUUCUUAAAGAGAUACUAAUUUGACGUCAAGCCUUGGAUUAUUGCUCUCCGUGGCUGUGAGGAUGAUUUGUGUUUGGGCGAGGCUCUUUUUAGGUCUCUUCCUCUUUGCUGUUGAUGGCCAUAGUUCAGAACCGUUCUUCAUGGUGACGUUCCCUGCAGUGAUUGAGUCUUGCAGUGAUGCCAAAUUGUGUGCAGUUCUUCUGAAACCCAAAGAUAGUCUCACAAUGACCGUUUCUCUGCUUGAUGAGAAAAACGGGACAACUCUACUUGUGCAGCAGAGUUCUGCUUCUGCAGAGAUUUUCCGCUGCUUUAAUUUCCAGGCUCCUCGAGUAGAUGUGGAGUCAGUGCAGAAGAUCGUUGUGGAAGUUGAAGGGACGUCCUUCAAAUUGACCGAAGAGAGGAAAGUCAUGUUCAGACGUUACCUGCCUUUGACCUUUAUCCAAACAGACAAACCCAUCUACAAUCCAGGACAAACUGUGAAUUUCAGAGUUGUUACGAUGGAUGCCAAGUUUGUGCCUCUUGAUCAGAUGUACAGUCUUGUGGUGGUGGAGGACAACAAUGAUAACCGGAUUGGUCAGUGGACAAAUGUUUCCUCAACAAGGUGGAUAUUGCAGCUUUCUCACAAGUUGAACCCAGAGGCUCGGAUAGGGAUGUACAAACUAAAAGCUUUUAUUGGUGACCGAGAGAUCUCCCAGGUUUUUGAGGUGAAAAAAUAUGUUUUACCCAAGUUUGAGGUCACCUUAACUGCACCACAGAUGUAUAGUGUUGGAGAUGUGGGACUGAAAGUUGAGGCUUGUGCCAAAUACACAUAUGGGCAACCUGUACCUGGUCAAGUGUUGGUGGAAGUGUGCCGUGAUCCGUUUCCUCAUGUUUCGGUUCCUGAGGUGACUCGUCUGUGCCUGAAUACAACCGCAAAGAUGAAUGCCACAGUCUGUACCUCCCUUACUGUCAAUGCAUCAGUGCUUUUCAAAUCCAGACUUGAAAAUUAUCUGCAAGAUACUUUUCUUGUGAAUAUGAAUGUCACUGAGGAGGGAACAGAUGUAGUUAUGUCCAAAUCUGCAACCGUGUCCAUUUCAUUUGAAGUCGGCAAGGUCACACUUGUGGACCUCCCAGAUUAUAUUGAACCUGGUUCAAUGAUUGAUGCAAAGAUAACAGUGUCUCGUUUCGAUGGGACUCCAGUUGCAAACAAAGCUGUGUAUCUCCUUAAUGGUAACCGCAACAAACUGCUGCUAAAUCUGACCACAGACCAGAACGGACUGGCCACAUUCUCUCUCAACACUGCUAAUCUUCCUAAAGCGGAUCUGAAUCUGGUGGCUAGUGUGACUCCAGGGUUUAUUUAUAGCUACAAAUCGCCAUACUUCACUACAGAUACGAGGGUUGUUCGGCUUCUCCAACCUGAUUCUCCCAACAACCCAUCACUUAGUGAACUGACUAUAGUGACGCUUGAGCAGCCACUCAAAUGUGGUGUUACUUUUCCAGUGACCGUGAAAUAUUCUUUUGUUGGGGAGUCUGGUGACUACAGUGCUGACAUUGUCUAUAUGGUCUUGUCCAGAGGCGUGAUCGUCCUCCAUGGAUUUAAGACUGUCAAAGCGAAGGCUUGUAAUAAAGUCACAAGCGGCUCAGUGUCGUUCCAGCUGUCUGUCAGUGUUGAUAUGGCUCCAGCGGUGCAGAUUCUGGUCUACUGUGUUCUGCCCAGUGAGAAUGUAGUUGUUGGUAGUGCAUCUUUUGACACUGAAGCAUGUUUCCAAAACGAGGUGUCUCUGCAGUUCUCUCCCGCUACAGCCGUUCCUGCUGAGGGAAGCGUUUUGACUGUCUCUGCUCAAGCAGGAUCUCUUUGUGGCCUCAGCGCUGUAGAUCAAAGUGUCUGGAUAUUGGAGCCAGGAAGACGUCUGAGUCCUAAAAUGGUGUUUGACUUGCUCCCAGUGCGAUCACUAUCGGGUUACCCAUACGGUGUUGAGGAUGAGCAGGAGUGUCUAGGUACUUUGCGACCCCGUCGAGCUCUUCGUGCAAAUCCUGACUUCAUUGUUCCUCCAAAUCGUGGCCCCAUUGUUCCUACAAAUAAAGCUUACACAACCUUCAAGAGCCUGGGAAUGAAGGUCGCAACAAAUCUCGCUGUACGAGCCCCUCCGUGCUGGCGGUAUCCCAGGUUCCCUGGCUUCCCAAUGGCCUUGGAAAGGUUUGAUGCAGUUGACAUGGUAGCAGCUGCUGCUCCUGCUCCUGCUCCUCCAGAAGCUGGAAGUGAUGGAGACAAGCGCUCUGUUAAAGUAACUGUCAGAUCUUACUUUCCAGAAACCUGGAUCUGGCAGCUUGCUCAAGUGGGAGCUACUGGAUCAACACAAGUUUCCCUCACGGUUCCUGACACAAUCACCACAUGGGAGAUGGAUGCAUUCUGUCUGUCCUCUAAAGGUCUCGGUCUGGCUCCUCCUGCUCAGCUGACUGUCUUCCAGCCCUUCUUCCUGGAGCUCUCCCUGCCGUACUCCAUCGUCCGUGGAGAGUCCUUUGAGCUGAAGGCCACGGUCUUCAGCUAUCUGUCCAAGUGCAUCAUGGUUAAAGUGACUCCAGCUUCAUCCACAGCCUUCACUCUUGUAGCAUCUAAUGAGCCGUAUUCAUCCUGUGUCUGUGCUAAUGGGAGAAAGACCUUUAAAUGGGUUCUCACAGCUUCUGUUCUUGGAGCUGUCAAUGUGACAGUCAAUGCUUCAGCUGAACCGUCCCGUACUCGAUGUGGCACUGAAGCUGUGACUGUGCCGAAAAGAGGACGUGUUGAUGUAGUCACUCGAAGUCUACUUGUCCUGGCUGAAGGAGUUGAGAGGACAAGCACCCAGAGUUGGCUAUUGUGUCCAAAGGGAAAUGCUCUUUCUGAAGAUGUGACUCUGAUGUUUCCAACAAAUGUGGUUCAGGGAUCAGCCAAAUGCUCAGUUUCAGUCCUUGGGGACAUAAUGGGUCGUGCGCUGAAGAAUCUGGAUAAGUUAUUACGGAUGCCGUAUGGCUGUGGAGAACAGAAUAUGAUUGUUCUUGCUCCCAAUAUUUACAUCUUGCUGUACCUGGAAGCCACGGGGCAACUCACCGCAGCCAUCCGAGAGACCGCCAUCGGCUACCUUCAAAGCGGAUACCAAAGGCAAUUGAACUACAGGCACGAAGAUGGUUCAUUCAGCACAUUUGGUUAUGAUGAAUCAAAUACAUGGUUGACUGCCUUUGUCCUGAGGACUUUUGGUCUAGCCAGGCAAUUUAUCUUCAUCGAUCCACAUGUCCUGCAGAGUGCAAAGGAUUGGUUGAUCAGCAAGCAGGGUUCAGAUGGUUGUUUCAUUCAGCAGGGAACUCUGCACCACAAUGACAUGAAGGGUGGCGUUGGGGACAGCGUGACCAUGACCGCCUAUGUUGUUGUAUCACUGCUUGAACUAGGCAUCCCCGUCACGGAUCCUGUCAUCACCAAUGCUCUGUCAUGCUUGAGGCCUGUUGUUGGGAACCUGGGAAAUACUUAUGCCACUGCUCUGCUGGCCUACUCCUUUAGUCUUGCUGGAGAGACCAGCACUCGAUCACAGCUUCUAACUGCCUUAAACAACAAUGCCAUUUCUGAAGGCACUAAGCUACACUGGUCUCAGACGACAUCUGGUGAUACUCUGGCGGUAGAGAUCAGCUCUUAUGUGCUGCUAGCAGUUCUCGCUGAACAGCCUCUCUCAACAGCAACUCUGGGCUAUGCUAACCGCAUUGUCAACUGGCUCGUGACCCGCCAGAAUCCCUAUGGAGGCUUCACCUCCACCCAGGACACUGUGGUGGCUCUUCAUGCCUUGUCUGUGUAUGCUGCUAAAGUGUUCAGCUUGGACUGCUCCAGCACUGUUACUGUACAGUCCUCGGUGGCAGGAGGAGAGUCUUAUAGCUUCACUGUGAAUCGGGACAACAGGCUGCUGUUUCAGGAGAAGCCGCUGAAGAACGUUCCUGGCAAAUAUAGUGUUAAAGCGUCAGGAUCUUCCUGUGUGUCUGUGCAGGUUGCAUGUUUCUACAACAUCCCAACACCUGUUAAAGUCACCAAAACGCUGAGUGUCGAAGCAAAGGUGAAGGCAGACUGCCAACCGCUGGGAGCCAAUCUCAUCUUGAGCUUCACUGUGAAGUACAAUGGUGCAAAAGCAAGCACUAACAUGGUUAUUGUGGACAUUAAGCUCCUAUCUGGCUUUACGGCAGAUACGUCACUGCUGGGGUCUUCACCCCAAACAUUUGCUCCACUAGUGGAACGGGUUGAUGCUGGAGAUGACAGUGUCCUAGUGUAUCUGAAAGAGGUUCCCAAAGGUGUCCCCAUGACUUACUCUUUGAAGCUGAAUCAGGUUCUUGCAGUGAAUAAUCUCAAGCCAGCGGUCAUCAGUGUUUAUGACUACUAUCAGACAAGUGAUGCAUUUGAGACGACAUACAUGUUCUCCUGUUCAUUACUCUUCAUGGCUGUGAGAGAGAAUUGUGUUUGGAAAGGGCUCAUUUUAGCCCUUUUCCUCUUUGCUGUUGAAGGACAGAAAAGGCCGUUAUUCAUGGUGACGUUCCCUGCAGUGAUUGAGUCUGGAUCUGAUGCCAAAUUGUGUGCAACUCUUCUGAAACCCCAAGAGAGUCUCACAAUGACUGUUUCUCUGCUUGAUGACAAAAACGGGAUAACUAAACUUGUGCAGCAGAGCUCCUCGACGCCACUUCAUCGUUGCUUUAGUUUCAAGGCUCCUCGAGUAGAUGGAGAAUCGGUGCAAAAUCUGAAGGUAGAAGUUCAAGGGAGGGUCUUCAGUGCAACCGAAGAGAGGAAAGUCAUGUUCAGACGUUACCUACCUUUGACCUUCAUCCAAACCGACAAACCCAUCUACAAUCCAGGACAAAUGGUGAAUUUCAGAGUUGUCACCAUGGAUGCCAAAUUUGUGCCUCUUGAUCAGAUGUACAAUCUGGUUGUGGUGGAGGACAAUAAAAAUAACCGGAUUGGUCAGUGGACAAACGUUUCCUCAACGGGGUGGAUAUUGCAGCUUUCUCACGAGUUGAACCCAGAGGCUCAGAUGGGGAUGUACACAUUGAGAGUUUUUAUUGGUGACCGAGAGGUCUCCCAUGUUUUUGAGGUGAAAAAAUAUGUUUUGCCCAAGUUUGAUGUGACCGUAAACACACCACUGACAUACAGUGUUGCAGAUGUGGGACUGAAAGUUGAGGCUUGUGCCAAAUACACGUAUGGCCAACCUGUACCUGGUCAAGCAUUGGUGGAAGUGUGCCGUGAUCCGUUUCCAUAUGUUCCAGGCGUGACCCGUCUGUGCCUGAGUAAAACCGGACAGAUGAAUGCCAUGGGAUGUGCCUCCAUUACCGUCGAUACAUCGGUGUUUUUCAACACCAAAUUUGAGAAUAGUCUUCAAGAUUUGUUUGUUGUUACUGUGAACGUCACUGAGGAGGGAACAGAUGUAGUCAUGUCAAAAUCUGCAACCGUGUCCAUUUCAUUUGAAGUUGGCAAGGUCACAUUUGUGGACCUCCCAAAUUAUUUUGAACCUGGGUUAACGAUUGACGCAAAGAUAACCGUGUCUCGUUUCAAUGGGACUCCAAUUGCAAACAAAGCUGUGUAUCUCCUUAAUGGUAACAGCAACAAACUGCUGCUAAAUCUGACCACAAACCAGAACGGACUGGCCACAUUCUCUCUCAACACAGCUAAACUUCCUAAAGCGGAUCUGAAUCUGGUGGCUAGUGUGACUCCAGGGCUUGUUUGUUACAAAUCGCCAUACUUCACUACAGAUACAAGGGUUGUUCAGCUUCUCCAACCUGAUUCUUCCAACAACCCAUCACUUAGUGAACUGACUAUAGUGACGCUUGAGCAGCCACUCAAAUGUGGUGCUACUUUUCCAGUGACUGUGAAAUACUCUUUUGUUGGCGAGUCUGGUGACUACAGUGCUGACAUUGUCUAUAUGGUCUUGUCCAGAGGCGUGAUCGUCCUCCAUGGAUUUCAGACAGUCACAGCAAGGGCUUCUAAUAAAGUCACAAGCGGCUCAGUGUCGUUCCAGCUGUCUGUCGGUGUUGAUAUGGCUCCAGCAGUGCAGAUUCUGGUCUACUGUGUUCUGCCCAGUGAGAAUAUAGUUGUUGGUAGUGCAUCUUUUGACACUGAAGCAUGUUUCCAAAACAAGGUGUCUCUGGAGUUCUCUCCCGCUACAGCUGUUCCAGCUGAGAGAAAUGUUUUGACUGUCUCUGCUCAAGCAGGAUCUCUGUGUGGCCUCAGUGCUGUAGAUCAGAGUGUCUGGAUAUUGGAGCCAGGAAGACGUCUGAGUCCUAAAAUGGUGUUUGACUUGCUCCCAGUGCGCUCUCUAUCAGGUUACCCAUACAGUGUUGAUGAUGAACUGGAGUGUCUAGGUACUUUUCGACCCCGUCGAGCCCUUCGUCCAAAUCCUGACUACAUUGUCCCUCCAAAUCCUGACUACAUUGUUCCUACAAAUAAAGCUUACACAACCUUCAAGAGCCUGGGAAUGAAGGUCGCAACAAAUCUUGCUGUACGACCCCCUCCGUGCUGGCUGUAUCCCAGCUUCCCCAGAUUCCCCGAAGCCUUGGAAAUGAUUGAUGCGGUUGACUUGGUGGCUCCUGCUCCUCCAGAAGCCAGAAGUGAUGGAGACAAGCGCUCUGUUAAAGUAACUGUCAGAUCUUACUUUCCAGAAACCUGGAUCUGGCAGCUUGCUCAAGUGGGAGCUACUGGAUCCACACAAGUUUCCCUCAUGGUUCCUGACACAAUCACCACAUGGGAGAUGGAGGCGUUCUGUCUGUCCUCUAAAGGACUCGGUCUGGCUCCUCCUGCUCAGCUGACGGUCUUCCAGCCCUUCUUCCUAGAGCUCUCCCUGCCGUACUCCAUCGUCCGUGGAGAGUCCUUUGAGCUGAAGGCCACAGUCUUCAGCUAUCUGUCCAAGUGCAUCAUGGUUAAAGUAACUCCAGCUUCAUCCACGGCCUUCACUCUUGUAGCGUCUAAUGAGCCGUAUUCAUCCUGUCUCUGUGCUAAUGGGAGAAAGACCUUUAAAUGGGUUCUCACAGCUUCUGUUAUUGGAGCUGUCAAUGUGACUGUCAAUGCUUCAGCUGAACCGUCCCAGACUCGAUGUGGCACUGAAGCUGUGACCGUGCCAACAAGAGGACGUGUUGAUGUAGUCACUCGAAGUCUACUUGUACUGGCUGAAGGAGUUGAGAGGACAAACACCCAGAGUUGGUUAUUGUGUCCAAAGGGAAACGUUCUUUCUGAAGAUGUGACUCUGACUCUUCCAACAAAUGUGGUUCAGGGAUCAGCCAGAUGCUCAGUUUCAGUCCUUGGGGACAUAAUGGGUCGUGCGCUGAAGAAUCUGGAUAAGUUAUUACAGAUGCCGUAUGGCUGUGGAGAACAGAAUAUGAUUGUUCUUGCUCCCAAUAUUUACAUCUUGCUGUACCUGGAAGCCACGGGGCAACUCACCGCAGCCAUCCGAGAGACUGCCAUAGGCUACCUUCAGAGUGGAUACCAAGGACAAUUAAACUACAGGCAUGAAGAUGGUUCAUUCAGCACAUUUGGUUAUGAUGAAUCAAAUACAUGGUUGACCGCCUUUGUCCUGAGGACUUUUGCUCUAGCCAGGCAAUUUAUCUUCAUUGAUCCGCAUGUCCUGCAGAGUGCAAAGGAUUGGUUGAUCAGCAAGCAGGGUUCAGAUGGUUGUUUCAUUCAGCAGGGAACUCUGCACCACAAUGACAUGAAGGGUGGUGUUGGGGACAGCGUGACCAUGACCGCCUAUGUUGUUGUAUCACUGCUUGAACUAGGCAUCCCUGUCACGGAUCCUGUCAUCACCAAUGCUCUGUCAUGCUUGAGGCCUGUCGUUGGGAACCUGGGAAACACUUACGCCACAGCUCUGCUGGCCUACUCCUUCAGUCUUGCUGGAGAGACCAGCACUCGAUCACAGCUUCUAACUGCUUUAAACAACAAUGCCAUUUCUGAAGGCACUAAGCUCCAUUGGUCUCAGACUUCAUCUGGUGAUACUCUGGCGGUGGAGAUCAGCUCUUAUGUGCUUUUAGCGGUUCUCACUGAACAGCCUCUCUCAGCGGCUACUCUGGGCUAUGCUAACCGCAUUGUCAACUGGCUCGUGACCCAGCAGAAUCCCUAUGGAGGCUUCUCCUCUACCCAGGACACUGUGGUGGCUCUUCAUGCUCUGUCUGUGUAUGCUGCUAAAGUGUUCAGCUUGGACGGCUCCAGCACUGUUACUGUACAGUCCUCGGUGGCAGGAGGAGAGUCUUAUAGCUUCACUGUGAAUUGGGACAAUAGGCUGCUGUAUCAGGAGAAGCCGCUGAAGAACGUUCCUGGCAAAUAUAAUGUUAAAGUCACCGGAUCCACUUGUGUGUCUGUGCAGGUUGCAUGUUUCUACAACAUCCCGACACCCGUUAAAGUCACUAGGACGCUGAGUGUCGAAGCAAAGGUGAAGGCAGACUGCCGACCACUGGGAGCCAAUCUUGUGUUGAGCUUCACGGUGAAUUACAAUGGCGCAAAAGCAAGCACUAACAUGGUUAUUGUGGACAUUAAGCUCCUGUCUGGCUUCACGGCAGAUACGUCACUGCUUGGAUCUUCACCCCAAACAUUCGCCCCACUAGUGGAGCGGGUUGAUGCUGGAGAUGAUCAUGUCCUAGUGUAUCUGAAAGAGGUUCCCAAAGGCGUCCCCAUGACUUACGCUUUGCAGCUGAAUCAGGUUCUUGCAGUGAAAAAUCUCAAGCCAGCGGUCAUCAACGUUUAUGACUACUAUCAGACAAGUGAUGCGUUUGAGACCACAUACAUGUCGUCCUGUCCCUGAUUUGAGUACUGGCUACAGGAUGCAUGACUCGAAUAAAAUGGAUUUUAUACAA
Messenger RNA from Megalobrama amblycephala (Wuchang bream), 8899 nucleotides. RefSeq lists its product as uncharacterized. Gene Ontology annotation, molecular function: endopeptidase inhibitor activity. Gene Ontology annotation, cellular component: extracellular region. Lineage: Eukaryota; Metazoa; Chordata; Actinopteri; Cypriniformes; Xenocyprididae. The record is from RefSeq and is a predicted model, not a curated record.